AUGGCUACCCCUACCGUCCUUACCUUUGAUGCUGAGGGUCGAGAAGUAGAUUUUGAGGUCUGGGUCGAUGAUUUACAACUUUUCCUCCAGUGCGAUUCUAAGGACGGUGUCCCACUGUUUGACCUUGCGUCUGGCGCCUCCGCUGCACCUGCUGUUGAUGCUGACAGUAGUGUUCACUCGCAGUGGCUCACGCGCGAUGCUGCUGCCUGUCUUGCCACUCGCAGUCACUUGCCGUCUGCUGAGCGCGCGCACUUUCACCAGUACAAGUCCGCUCAGGCUCUGUACGACGCUGUUGUUGCGCGCUACUCCUCCCCUGCCACUGCUGCUCUUAGCUCCCUGAUGUUACCAUACCUGUUCCCUGACCUUGCCGCUUUUGCCACUAUCGCUGACCUCAUUACGCACCUCCACAACAGUGACGCCCGCUACCGCGCUGCGCUUCCUGCUAAGUUCUGCGCUGCGAACCCCCCCCCCCCUAUGUACAUCACUCUCUACUUCCUAGUCACCCGGCUCCCUAACUCCCUUCGCACGGUUAGGGACCACUUCCUCUCCCUUUGCCCCACCACACUGACUGUUGACCUCCUUGAGGAGCGCCUCCUGGCAGCAGAGAAGAGCAUCGUAGCUGUAGGAGCCUCUCGUGGUGACCCUCGUGCCCCUUUCUUUGAGGGGUGCUCCCCAGUCCCUCUUUUGCCCUCUGUUGCCUCCGCUGCUGCUGUCGACCUCGUUGGCACCGAGUCGGUCGGCGCUGUGUCUGCCCCUAGUGGGAGACGCCGCAGGGGUGCUGGAGGGGAUGGCGGGGGCGGUGGUGGUGGCGUUGGAGGCAACGGAGGGGGUGGGAGUGGAGGUGGGGGUGGUGGAGGUGGGGGUGGUGGUGGCAGUGGCGGUGGGGGUGGAGGCGGUGGCGGCGGCGGCACUGGGAGCGGUGGCGACAGUGGUGCUGGUCGGGGUGGAGCUGUGCAGCAAGGAGGCGCUGGUGGGAGUCAGCGCCACCAGCAGAAGCGCACGCGUGAGACCCUGUCGCCCCAGCAGCAUUGUGAGUGGUACGUUGGGCGUGGGAGGACAGGGGGUGCUGGUCCGUGUACCUACGUUCUUCGCACCGGUGCGCGCAGUGGGGAGACGUGCGGAGGGCCGCACACCGUGCACCGCUGUUUCGGCCGCCUGUCUGACGCCUGGCGUGCACAGUUUCCUGACGCCAUGGAACUUCCUCGUUGGGGUGAUCUGUUUAGGUCGGGGGUUCCCAUCUUUGAUCUUGACUAUGAUGCUAUCCUUGCUGCUAUGUAUGCUGUGACUAUUAGUGCUGAGGGUGACUGUUACCUAUGUGUUCCGCACGACCCGAGCAUUGGGACUGCUGCUCUAGGUGCUCGUGAGUCUGCUGCUCCAGGUGCUAGUGAGUCUGCUGCUUCAAGUGCUUUUAUGCUGCUCCAGGUGCUAGUGAGUCUGCUCUCUCAGGUUCUGCAUCGGCUUAGGUCGGCCAGUGGGAGUCUCCUUGCACACUCCUCCACGGUUCUGUCGUAUCCGGCGGUCCCGUUUGGCUCCCUGUCAGGUCUCCACCUCCCCUCGUUCUCCACGAACUUGGUGAGUGGAGCUGACCUGCAGGACGUGUGGGUUGACCAGUUCACUCCUGGAGGCCAGCGGGUGACCCACUGUACGUGUACUCGGACGGGCCGGCACCUGGCCACGUUUACCCGUCAGCCUGAGUCGAGCCUGUACACCCUAACUACCGUGUCUCCUCCAGCUGCUGAGUCUGGUCAGGUAGCGGCGUCUGGUCAGGUGUUCGAUGCAGCGUCGUGGUCUGGCCCCGCCGCCCUUAUCUGCGGCCCCGCCGCCCUCACCUGCGGCCCCGCCGCCCUUCUCUGCGGCCCCGCCGCCCUUAUCUGCGGCCCCGCCGCCCUUACCUGCGGCCCCGCCGCCGUCUCCUAUCGGCCCCGUCGCCACCACUACGGCGCAGGCGCCGUCGCCUGCUGCAACGCCGCCCACCACCGCGCCGCCCUGCAGCCGAGCCUCCCUGAAGCCGAGCCUCCCUGCAGCCGAGCCGCCGUGCAGCCGAGCCGCCCAUCUACUGCUGUCAUGGCUACCCCUGGUGUCCUCGCUUUUGACGAUGAGGGUCGGGCCAUUGACUUUGACGUCUGGAUAGAUGACCUGCAGCUUUUCUUACAGUGCGAUAGGGCAGACGGUCUUUCCCUCUUUGACCUUACCUCUGGUGCCUCUCCUGCCCCUGCUGCUGAUGCUGACGCCACUGUUCGCUCCCAGUGGGCCACGCGCGAUGCUGCUGCACGUCUUGCUGUGCGUCGCCACCUCCCUACCUCUGAGCGUGCGCACUUUAGUCAGUACAAGAGUGCUCAGACCUUGUACGACGCUGUAGUUGCGCGCUACUCCUCCCCUGCCACUGCUGCACUGAGCCGCCUCAUGCUACCGUACCUCUUCCCUGACCUUGCUGCCUUUCCCACAGUCGCUGACCUCAUUACGCACCUCCGCACUAGUGAUACUCGCUACCGCGCUGCGCUUCCUGCUGAAUUCUUCAGGGACCACUUCCUCGCAGUGUGCCCCACCACUCUCACCGUUGACCUCCUCGAGAAGGCCCUCCUAGCAGCGGAGAAGGGCAUAGUCGUUGUAGGAGCCUCUCGUGGUGACCCCCGCACCCCUGUCUUUGAGGGGUGUUCUCCCUCCCCCCUCCUGCCCUUUGUUGCUUCUGCUGCUGCGGCCGAACUCGUUGGUUUAGAGUCGGUCGGUGCUGCGUCUGCCCCUUCGGCAGUGGAGGCGGAGGCGGAGGCAGUGGUGGCGGAGGGAGCGGAGGCAGCGGAGGUGGCGGAGGCGGCGGAGGUGGCGGAGGUGGCGGAGGUGGCGGAGGCGGCAGAGGUGGCGGUGGAGCAGGUCGCGGUUCUGCGCAGAGGAGUGGCUCCGGUGGUGGUCCGCGCCAGCAGCAGCAGCGCGGUCGUGAGACCUUGUCCCCUCAGCAGCUCCGUGAGUGGUACACUGCACGCCAGCAUAGUGGAGGUUUUGGUCCGUGCACCUAAGUCCUACGGGGCGGGAGUUGCCAUCUUUGAUCUUGACUUUGAUGCUAUUCUUUCUGCCAUGUAUGCUGUGACUAUUAGUGAUGAGGGUGACUGUUACCGGUGUUUCCCGCCCGAUCCGGGCAUUGCGACUGCUGCUCCAGGUACUGGUGAGGUUGCUGCCCUAGGUGCUUACGAGGCUGCUGCUCUAGGUGCUAGUGCGUCUGCGUCCUCAGGUACUGGUGAGUCUGCUCUCUCAGGUACUGCGUCGGCUUCGGCCUCCCUCACCUUCACCCUUGACUCUGGGGCUUCUCGCUCCUUCUUUCGAGACCGCACCACACUCACGCCGCUUAGUCGACCGGUUGCGGUGUCUCUGGCUGACCCCUCUGGGGGUCCUGUCCUGUCUCACUUCUCCACUGUCCUCCCUUGUCCGGCGGCUCCCUCUGGCACCCUGUCUGGUCUUUACCUCCCCUCGUUCUCUACGAACUUGGUGAGUGGUGCUGACCUACAGGAUGGGGGAGUGCACCAGUUCACUCCUGCGAGUCAGCGGGUGACACACUGCACUGAGGCUCAGACAGGCCGACACUUGGCUACGUUUACACUUCAGCCGGGGUCGAGCCUGUACACACUGACCACUGCGUCUCCUCCAGUCGCUGAGUCUGGUCGGGUAGCUGCGUCGGGUAAGGUGUUUGCUACAGCGUCCAGGUAG
Messenger RNA from Closterium sp. NIES-65, 3696 nucleotides. Lineage: Eukaryota; Viridiplantae; Streptophyta; Zygnematophyceae; Desmidiales; Closteriaceae. The record is from the annotation of a GenBank genome assembly.